Messenger RNA from Aspergillus welwitschiae, 3132 nucleotides. Its product is annotated as RmlC-like cupin. Gene Ontology annotation, molecular function: zinc ion binding; RNA polymerase II cis-regulatory region sequence-specific DNA binding; DNA-binding transcription factor activity, RNA polymerase II-specific. Gene Ontology annotation, cellular component: nucleus. The record is from RefSeq and is a predicted model, not a curated record. The transcript has 12 exons. The coding region runs from base 1 to 3132 and encodes 1043 amino acids. Lineage: Eukaryota; Fungi; Ascomycota; Eurotiomycetes; Eurotiales; Aspergillaceae. Gene Ontology annotation, biological process: positive regulation of transcription from RNA polymerase II promoter by galactose; DNA-templated transcription.
AUGGCCUUGUCUUUCACUGAAAAGCCCCCGCAGGGGAGGGUCCCUUAUGCGAUCCCGCAAUUGGAGGGCGAACGCAUCACAAUCCCCGGCAGCAAAGGAGCCUUUCGCAUUCUGGCUUCCUCCAAGCAGACCAAUGGCCUCAUGGCUGUCUUUCAGAGCGGAGCAGUCCUUUCGGACGCCCCAGGCUUUCACUAUCACAACCACGCCCAUGAUGUCUUCCUGGUGACCAAGGGCUUCUUAAAACUAUGGAAUGGAGACAAAUGUCGGAUAAUGGGGCCUGGAGAUUUCGCCUAUGUCCCUCCCACUGUGGUUCAUAACCCGGAAUUGCUAGGACCACAUACAGAGACCUACGGCGUCGUUACUCCCGGCGACUGGGUCGACUUCUUCCGCUACGUCUCCGAGCCCUAUGAGGGGAUCCUGGUUCCGGAGAACGACGAACGCGACCUCAAAGCGCUAUUGAUACCCAAAGUGAUGGCUGCGAAGCAGGACUUUGACGUCGUGUUCCAGCCAAACUACCAACCUCCUGCACUUGGGGACUGGAGUGCGGACGAGGAGAAGCUCCCCGAAUCGCCACAACCAUAUUUCCUGCGUGCCAACACGGGUCCCAAAUGGAUGCUGGGAGGUGUCAUGUCCCGACCGUUUAUCACCACCCGUCAGAGUCAGGGUGUCUGCGCCAUUUCCAGCAUUGAAUCCUCCAAAACAUACGGCGAAACUCUACUCUCUAAAUUCUUGACCUUUCAAUCGGUGGAUCAUUGCUUAUGUGUUCAGGAAGGGACGUUGACCGUGCAGCUGAAGGAUGGCCCCGAGUCGACUUUCCGCGAAGGGGAAACGGUUGUGAUUCCGGCUGGUCAGGCAUUUGCCCUGAGAUUUGCCAGUCGGUAUGUGCGGGUCUGGUCAUUUACCGAUGGCGAUGGAAUUGAGACUUUGAUCCAUCGGUUAGGCACACAGUUCGAAGGCGCUGUCUUACCUGAUCAAGUGCCGAACUGGAACCCGGCGGAGGUCGGGUCUGUGGCGUCAGAGUUGAAUGUGACCAUUGAACUAUGGAUGAUGGAUGAGUCGCCCCCCAUUCACACCGCGGGUGAUGAUUCUCUUCCCCCGCCGCGGGCCAAACGCCCUCGCGCUGCACAGGCAUGCGACCGCUGCAGGGCCAAGAAGUACAAGUGCGACGAGCAGGGAAUUACCGCCAACGCGAAAGCAGCCGGUCUGCACGGCAGAUAUGUUGCUGAUCUAGAGCGCAAAGUAGACGAGCUGACGGCUCGACUAAGGUCGGCAGAGGCGGACACUACAUCUCAGCAUUCCUCACGGUCCCAGAAGGUAGUAGUACAACCAAGCUCGGGGGUCAAGCAAGCUCCUCCCCCUCCUCCUCCCGUAGGCGUUGAGGCGACCCCAUUGUCGCUGCCUCGCGCUGCAUCCACGCCGAGGGAAGAAGCGCCUUUCAUUUACGAACACCAAGAGGAGGCUGGGGAGUCGGUAGGGGAUGAAAUCAGCGAACUGAACCAUCACACCAACGGUAUCGAGUUUCACGGCAGCACUUCAUCUGCAGCUCUCCUAGGACAUCUCCAGAAGGCCCGGGAACCGCAACGGUCCUUGGAGCGACGGGACGCACGUCUUGAGGAUCCGGGGUAUUCAAUUGUCUCCACGCUGCAUAAUUCGAGCUUUUCACCCUCGGGUACAGGCUCCGCCCAGCCCUUGACAUUACGGGAACAGAAUUAUUACUUUGAGCAGGCUCAUGCUUUUAUCAACGGCUAUUUUGAAAAUAUCCAUUUCAUCCACCCUCUCAUUGAUAAGGAGGACUUUUUGUUACGCGCGCACAGUCUCUGGUUCAACCGUGGCGUUCAGCCGGAGCCCAGUUUUGUCGCUUUGUAUCUGAGUAUCCUGUCGUUUGGGGCCCUGGUCCGGGUUUGGGAUGAGGACAGGCUGGGUGGACUGACUCGGUUCGAAUGGAGUAGAAAGUUGUUUGGAGAAGCCCAGAUGUACCUCAACUACCUGCAAUUCUCCAAUACCUUGAUUACGGUGCAGUGUUUAUACCUAAUGGCUAAGAUUUGUCAGAACGAACUGAACCCAAACCUGGCAUACAUGUAUCUGGGACUGGCUAUCCGCACAUGUCUAGCUGCUGGAUUCAAUCGUGAAGUGCGCAGUUCGACAGAGCAACGCUCGGAGUGGAUUUCAAAGACGUGGUGGGGACUGUUCUCUUUGGAAAUUGAAAUGAGCUUUUCAGUAGGCCGUCCGGAUACUCUAGGCAUGGAUGAGUACCACAACCGAGCGCUACCUGAACGGGACGACUCCGAGUACGCUGUCAUCCCAUGGAUGGUGGAUUUUGCAUACAUUAUCCGCAAGGUUUCUGUGCAGAUAUAUCAUUCGCGCAUUACGUUACAAGAGAAGCUGCAUCUCGCACUCCAAAUCGAAAACGAGCUCGACCGGUGGAUGGCGAGACUGCCGGACAGGAUCAAACCCGACAUUGUUCAGCGCGCAACAGGAGGGGCAUUGAGGGAUCCCAAAUGGGCACGGAGACAACGCUUAGUGCUCGGCUACUACAAUGUGAAAAUGCUCCUCUUCCGACCAUUCCUCAGUUACUUCACACGCAAAUUACGACAUACGCCUAUGGAACUGGAAGAAACGAUUGCCAAAUGUCUCGACGCAGCAAUGAAAACCAUCCAAGUCAUUUACGAUAUCUACCGAAUCCACACAUUCUUCCGCUGCUGGUGGUACAACACCACAUAUGUCAUGUUCGCUACAUCCACCCUCCUCCUCCCCAUGUCCAAACUAGGCAUGUGCGCCGAAACCAUCCCGCUUCGCCGCUCCGUCGAAAUGGCCGUCGAGAUCCUCGAAGCAAUGGAUGAAUCCGUGGUGGCGCGUAAAUCUGUUGAGAUUAUUAAACACUAUCUGCGAGAAUUCCGGCCCAUCGACGUCCAAACCGCUACCACACCAUCUAGUAGCAAUGACGGGACCAAAAUUGCCGACUUCACUGCUGACCCAGAAGCUGCUGCUGCUGCUGCAUCUGCUUCGGGUACUUCUCAGACAGGGUUUGAUAUUCCGGAAUGGGCAUAUGGCUUCGGGUUCCCGGAUUGUUCCUUUGAAGGGAUCGCUAGGCUGUUUGAUGAUUUGGGAGGUUUGCCGAUGUUGGAUGGGUGA